Chaetomium fimeti is the source of this 1069-nucleotide messenger RNA. RefSeq lists its product as uncharacterized. The coding region runs from base 668 to 895 and encodes 75 amino acids. The record is from RefSeq and is a predicted model, not a curated record. The transcript is spliced from 3 exons. NCBI's taxonomy places the organism in Eukaryota, Fungi, Ascomycota, Sordariomycetes, Sordariales, Chaetomiaceae.
CAUGAAUGGAAGUGGAAGGGGACGGAUUCCCGAGCGGAGGAGAGGGAUGGGAAGUGAGCAAGCAGUGGUCCAACUUGGUGACGGCGGGGGGUAAAUGUAUGUAUAUUUUGGUGUUGAUGGUGCCAAUACUCGGCCCUUCUACACAACCCAAUCCAUAAGUCAAACCGGGCCAGUGGGGCCGAUGUACCCCGAACCCCGGACCGGCUCCGUCUUCUGGAUGUGGGGUUACGGCAAACGCCAAGACGGAGCGCGGCAGAUUGCCUAAACGGGCUGUCUCUGGGCAAGAAGUGAGAAUGAAGAGAUUGGUAGCUCUGGAGGGGGAUUUUGCGCGGGAUUUGGAGUUUCCGGCUUGAAUCCGGAAUAUUUGGGGUGAUGGCUAGCUAUGUUCUCGAUGGGGCCUUGCCCGAUGAACAAGACUCAAUUCCCAAGUUUGUAUCCUCCCUCGCCCGGGACCAGGCCAUAGGGUCAACAGCACUGAGUGUGGUUGAAUGCUAAAGCUGCCCGGAUAGUGGUUUCUGCCCUUUCCCGCGGCCCGUCUAUAUUUUGCGAAGUGGUUUUUCGGCGUUGUGGCCUCUUUCCAACAGAUCCCACUGGUAACCCUCGUGGUGUAGUGGUUGGCUUGCGAGUUAUUCUACCCCUGUGGACAACAAGAUACUGCCUGUGGUGAAUGACUUCGCGGCCUCUUUUUGUUCGAUUCCAGUCGAUGGCUGUUUUGUUGUUUUUGGUAUCGUCUGAUCUUAUUCAGACUUUUUAUCAAGACCGUGAGCCUCGACCUGCCUACUCACAACUGCACCCAGUUACCGGAACACUUUGUUUGAGCCCGGUUUCAACCUUACUCUCUCACAUGGCUAAUAAAAUCAAUUUAAACAUUCAGUUUGUCUCAGCAUUUAAUUAGGCCUCCAUUUCCUCUUUUUUUCUUUUCUUAUCAAAGAAUGACAGGUGACCGGCCAUGUUUCGAUCAGCCCUGCUGGUCUGCCACGUGGGCGCAGUGCCUCGGCGGUUACCAUUCAUCACGGUGUGAUUGCCGCCCUGCUGAGCCCCCCACCUUGGUUCUGUUGGUUCUGUUGGC